This is a messenger RNA of Triticum aestivum (bread wheat), 2026 nucleotides long. Its product is annotated as protein ANTAGONIST OF LIKE HETEROCHROMATIN PROTEIN 1-like. Lineage: Eukaryota; Viridiplantae; Streptophyta; Magnoliopsida; Poales; Poaceae. Bases 486 to 1805 code for a protein of 439 amino acids. The record is from RefSeq and is a predicted model, not a curated record. The transcript has a single exon.
CUGAUGCGGCGCAGCAAGGCCGGCUGACCCAAAGCUGACCCCGCCUAAUCCGCUCGCUAAACCCGCUACGACGACGACGACGAGAGUCACGCACGCGUGGUGCGUGCUACACGACAACGUGGCAGCAAGAAUCCGGUCUCCCGAUGAAGAGGAGGAAAUGCCCCCACCAUCCGCUGCCUCAACUGCACCAGCACCCGGCACGCACCACCACCACCACGACCCGACCUGCAAAAAAUGCCAUCGCAUAGGAGGCCCAUGUCGUCGCCACGCCCGAGGCUCGCCCGCUCGCUCGCUCGGCGCGCCCAGAGCCGGGGAGCCCACCGCCCGUCUUAAACCCACCCCACCGGUCACCGCCCCGCUCUCCCAGUCUCCAGUGACCCACUCCACUCCACUCCCGCUCAGCUCAGCUCACACGUCGCCAUCGCCAGUAACCGCGCCCCACCGCCCCUCCCGCAAAACCGCGCCCGCCUCCUCGCCGACGAACGAUGGUCGCCGCCGCCGCCGCCCGCCGCAAGCGCUCCCGCCUGGCGCCGCGGUCGCCGGCGGCGACGGCGCGCCCCCGCCCGCCGCCGCCGCAGCUGACGGCGCUCCUGGCGCAGCUGGCCACGUCGGUCUCCCUGGCGCUGCGCUUCGCGUCGGACAAGGACCUGCUGCUCCGCCCCUCCCAGGCGCUGGCGCUCGACCCGCUGCUGCUCGCCGCGGCGCGGGCCGUGUCGCGGCUCCUGGCGCUGCUCCCGCUCCACCUCCAGACCAUCACGCUCACCUCGCUCUCGCUCUCCCCGCCCACGCCGCCGCCCUCGCUGCCCUCCUCCUGGUUCCUCCGCCUCGUCUCCGCCUCCCCCGCGCUCCCGGACUCCGCCUGGCGCGACGCCUUCCGCAUGUCCCGCCCGGCCUUCUACGCGCUCCUCCGCUCCCUCGCGCUCCCCGACCCCGCCGCCGCAUCCUCCUCCCUCGCGCUGCCGGCCGACCACAAGCUCGGCGCCGCGCUCUACCGCCUCGCGCACGCCGCCCCGGCCCGCGCCGUGGCGCGCCGCUUCGGCCUCCCUUCCCCGGCCGCCGCGGCGCAAGCCUUCUACGAGGUCUGCCGCGCCGUCGCCGACCGCCUCGCCGCCCUGCUCGACCUCGCCGCGCCCGACCGCAUCUCCCGCGCCGUCCCGGGCUUCUGCGCGCUCUCCCUCCCCAACUGCUGCGGCGCGCUCGGCUACGCGCGCUUCGGGGGCGCCGCGGUCACCGCGCAGGCCCUGGUCGACGCCGAGGGCCGCUUCCUCGACGUCUCCGUCGGCUGGGACCCGGCCGAGGCGCCGCCGGAGGUCCUCCCGCGGACCAAGCUCUACACCUCGCAGUCGCUCGUGCUCGCCAACGCGCCCCACGGCGAGCUCAUCGGCGGCUCCGUGCCGCGCUACUUCCUCGCGCCCGCCUGCUGCCCGCUGCUCCCCUGGCUCGUCACGCCCUACAGGGACGCCGGCGCCACGGACGGUGCGUCCAAGGAGCGCAUCUUCAACAACGUGCACGCGCAGGGGGCGCGGCUGGUGAGGAGCGCGUUCGGCCGCGUGCGCGCGCGGUGGCAGCUGCUCGAGGAGUGCUGGAAGGGCGAGUGCCAGGAGGCGCUGCCGUACGUCGUGGUCGCCGGCUGCCUGCUGCACAACUUUCUCAUCAAGUGCGGCGAGCCGAUGCCCGACGCGGCGGCUCCGGCGGACGCCGGCGCCGACGCGUUUGAGGACUUCGAGGGGGAGAAUGACAAGGAAGGGGAGAGGAUCCGGGAUGUUCUUGCCGUGCAUUUGAGCUUGGUGAGCCGUACCCAGUGAGGCAGGGAGUGAGCAAUUUGUGUGUGCUCUGCAGUUUUCCCUAGUGUACAUAUUAGUCUGAAUCCCUCAGCAUCGCGUGGACUGCCCCCUGUAUGAGUAUGAGUGAUGCUGAGGUUCUACCGGAGCUGCUUCUGUUCUAAUGUUGUGCUGUACUCUUGUCGAUUCAGUUGAUUUUAGUGUAGCGUGAUCAAUGAAAUUGCCAUGUCUGGUGCUUGUAGUCU